AUGGCUUUACCUAGCGCGCCUCCUGUUCCGGAGACGGCAGCUCCACCGAGUUCGCCUGUUCUGGGCCCCGCGGAUUCUGGAAUUAAUCCCCAGACCGCGGUGGCAGCUACAUCGAUUCCGGUGUCAGAAGCUUCGUCCUCAGCUUAUAACGAGGCGAUUGGGGUGCUCGACCCAAUCGUCCCGUAUGAGACAGCAGCAAGAUCAGAGAGGAACCUGGCUCCUACCAAGGAGAUGAACCAAUUGUCUGCAGAAAGGCCACUCAGUGCUCAUUUCAUGAUCUCAUCCUGCUCGGAUAGAGCCUAUGUCCCAACACCAUUUAACACCCCUCGCACCGCGUCCGGAAGAGAAUCUCACCCUCAUCUUGCACAAGAUUCCUCCCCUAGAGGAGAAGAAAAACCAACCAUCAGAAGAGUAGCACCUCGUCUCCUUAGUGGUAAUCUAGGCGAAAAGGAGAAGGUCUACCUUCGUGGAGGAGGCCCAAAGAAGAGGCGUGGUGGUGCUGCUGGUAAUGCUCGCAAGAAGCCAAAGCCUGACAAGUACGCGGAUGUUGACCACUUGUUGUCGGACUUCAAGUCACCCAUCUUCCAAGAAGAUGCAAAUAUUAAAGCAGUUCUUACGCAUCCACUGACAAAGCAUAUGAUGGCUGAGCAAGGUGAACCAUACCCUUUCGAUGAGAUGACUGGAGAUGAGAUUGCAACCACUGCCGCAGACUUCAAGUCAGAUGGUAGUUACGGAAGAUUUGACCCAGACUGGAUAGAACAAGCUAUUAAAGCAUCUCAAAUCCGCGCAUCCGGUGGAUAUGAUGCCUAUCUAGACAGCCAAUUCGCAGAAAAUUGGGCUGAGGACGAAGAGCAAAUCUCCGAUGAAGAAACGAAAGACCUCAAUGAUGAUGGUGACCAUAGCGGCAACGGCGAGACAAAGCCUGAGAAAGAAGAUGAAAAGAAUUAG
This is a messenger RNA of Botrytis fragariae, 948 nucleotides long. Its product is annotated as putative proline-rich early nodulin protein. The coding region runs from base 1 to 948 and encodes 315 amino acids. The record is from RefSeq and is a predicted model, not a curated record. The transcript has 3 exons. NCBI's taxonomy places the organism in Eukaryota, Fungi, Ascomycota, Leotiomycetes, Helotiales, Sclerotiniaceae.